CUGCCUGCUCUGUCCCCCACUAUGCAGACAGAAACCAUCGCUCGCUGGGAGAAGAAGGAGGGAGACAAGAUCAACGAGGGAGACCUGAUCGCUGAGGUGGAGACUGACAAGGCCACCGUAGGGUUUGAACUGUUGGAGGACUGUUACCUGGCUAAGAUCCUGGUAGCUGAAGGAACUGGAGUUUCCGUGGGCUCAGUCAUCUGCAUCACUGUCGACAGCGCUGAUCUGAUCCCAGCCUUUAAGGACCUGACGUUGGACAAGCUGGCUGCUUCCUCUUCCCCUUCUGCAGCUGCCACGCCCCCUCCUCUUCCUCCCACUGUCACCCCCGGCAGCUCCCUGCCCACCCACAUGAAGGUGUGUCUGCCAGCGCUGUCUCCUACUAUGACGAUGGGGACGGUGCAGCGCUGGGAGAAGAAGGUUGGAGAGAAACUCAGUGAAGGAGAUCUACUGGCAGAGAUAGAGACGGACAAGGCUACCAUCGGGUUUGAGUGCAGGGAAGAGGGUUACCUGGCCAAGAUCAUGGUGUCUGAGGGGAACGCGUGACGUUCCACUGGGCGCUCCUUCUGCAUCUCAUCGUGGAGAAGAGAGAGUGACAUCGCAGCCUUCAGCGACUACGUGAGACCGCAGGAGCUGAAGUCUCCACCCCACACCCCCGCUCCUCCCCCGCUCAGCACGACUGUAGCCCCUCCUCCUGCAGCAGCCGGCUCUAGUCCAUCCCCCGUUGCCCCGGUAACCCCAAGGAAAGGGCGUGUCUUCGCCAGCCCGCUCGCCAAGAAGCUCGCUGCCGAGAAGGGCAUUGACCUGGCCCAGGUCAACGGCUCCGGUCCUGAUGGCAGAGUCACCAAGAAAGACAUUGAGACCUUCGUCCCCCCCAAGGCUGCUCCUACCGCUCCUGUUGCUGCAGCUCCACCUUCCACGGCUGGCCCCGCCCCUACACCUGCCCCGGCUGUUGCCACGCCAACAGGCACCUUCACCGACGUCCCUAUCAGCAACAUCCGCAGGGUGAUCGCCCAGAGGUUGAUGCAGUCGAAACAGACCAUCCCCCACUACUACCUGUCUGUUGACGUCAACAUGGACCAAGUCCUGGAACUACGCAUGGAGCUCAACGCUGAGGUAAAGGCCCAGAACAUCAAGCUGAGUGUGAAUGAUUUCAUCAUUAAAGCCAGCGCUCUGGCCUGCCUCAAGGUCCCGGAAGCCAACUCCCAAUGGCUCGACUCUGUCAUCCGACAGAACCAUGUGGUGGAUGUGAGUGUGGCGGUGAGUACAGCCAAUGGUCUGAUAACUCCCAUCGUGUUCAACGCCCACACCAAAGGACUGGCUGCUAUCAGCUCUGAUGUCACAGCCCUGGCUGCCAAGGCCCGCGACGGGAAACUACAGCCACACGAGUUCCAGGGAGGCACGUUUACCAUCUCUAACCUGGGAAUGUUUGGCGUCAAGAACUUCUCAGCGAUCAUCAACCCUCCCCAGGCCUGUAUACUGGCAGUAGGAGGCUCCGAGAAGAGACUGCUGCCUGCUGACAAUGAGAAAGGGUUUGACGUGGCCAGCAUGAUGUCGGUGACGUUGAGUUGUGACCAUCGCGUGGUGGACGGAGCAGUCGGAGCUCAGUGGCUCGCAGAGUUCAGGAAGUUCCUGGAGAAGCCUGUCACCAUGCUGCUCUGAUUGGAUAACACCCUCACCAGGCCACACUGUGGUUGGCUAGAGCCGUCGCCAAGCUGAUUGGAGGAAACCUUUCAUCAUGUUUCUGUGAUUGGCUGGCCCACCACAAGGACACUUCCACUCCCCCUUAAAGGGGUGAGGCAGGACUCACUCCCCUCAGAGUAUAAGACACUUGUCCCCCCCCCCCCCCAUACUGUAUUUAUUGCCGUAGUUACAGUUUACCCAGAGGCUGUGAUGUCACUAUAACAUGUUGUUUAUAAAGGGAACUGUUACAGUUGGGAGGAGAUGGAGAAUGGCGCUAAGCGCACGUUAGCAAAGAGAGAGACCUGAAGACACACACCAGCCCUCUGAUCAGCCUGCUAUGUAGAACCAGUAUAGACACACACCAACCCCUCUGAUCAGCCUGCUAUGUAGAACCAGUAUAGACACACACCAACCCCUCUGAUCAGCCUGCUAUGUAGAACCAGUAUAGACACACACCAACCCCUCUGAUCAGCCUGCUAUGUAGAACCAGUAUAGACACACACCAGCCCUCUGAUCAGCCUGCUAUGCAGAACCAGUAUAGACACACACCAGCCCUCUGAUCAGCCUGCUAUGUAGAACCAGUAUAGACACACACCAGCCCUCUGAUCAGCCUGCUAUGUAGAACCAGUAUAGACACACACCAACCCCUCUGAUCAGCCUGCUAUGUAGAACCAGUAUAGACACACACCAACCCCUCUGAUCAGCCUGCUAUGUAGAACCAGUAUAGACACACACCAACCCCUCUGAUCAGCCUGCUAUGUAGAACCAGUAUAGACACACACCAGCCCUCUGAUCAGCCUGCUAUGUAGAACCAGUAUAGACACACACCAGCCCUCUGAUCAGCCUGCUAUGUAGAACCAGUAUAGACACACACCAGCCCUCUGAUCAGCCUGCUAUGUAGAACCAGUAUAGACACACACCAACCCCUCUGAUCAGCCUGCUAUGUAGAACCAGUAUAGACACACACCAACCCCUCUGAUCAGCCUGCUAUGUAGAACCAGUAUAGACACACACCAGCCCUCUGAUCAGCCUGCUAUGUAGAACCAGUAUAGACACACACCAGCCCUCUGAUCAGCCUGCUAUGUAGAACCAGUAUAGACACACACCAGCCCUCUGAUCAGCCUGCAAUGUAGAACCAGUAUAGACACACACCAGCCCAACCCCUCUGAUCAGCCUGCUAUGUAGAACCAGUAUAGACACACACCAGCCCUCUGAUCAGCCUGCUAUGUAGAACCAGUAUAGACACACACCAGCCCAACCCCUCUGAUCAGCCUGCUAUGUAGAACCAGUAUAGACACACACCAGCCCUCUGAUCAGCCUGCUAUGUAGAACCAGUAUAGACACACACCAACCCCUCUGAUCAGCCUGCUAUGUAGAACCAGUAUAGACACACACCAGCCCUCUGAUCACCCUGCUAUGUAGAACCAGUAUAGACACACACCAGCCCUCUGAUCAGCCUGCUAUGUAGAACCAGUAUAGACACACACCAACCCCUCUGAUCAGCCUGCUAUGUAGAACCAGUAUAGACACACACCAGCCCUCUGAUCAGCCUGCUAUGUAGAACCAGUAUAGACACACACCAGCCCCUCUGAUCAGCCUGCUAUGUAGAACCAGUAUAGACACACACCAGCCCUCUGAUCAGCCUGCUAUGUAGAACCAGUAUAGACACACACCAGCCCCUCUGAUCAGCCUGCUAUGUAGAACCAGUGGGUGUUGUGUAUGUAAAUACAAUGACAGGAGCUCUACAGCUCUGCUGGUUGUCUUCUCUCCAUGGUAGGUAAUUGAUUGAUUGAUGAAUGUCACUGAUUGGCCAGAGAGUUCAGUCACCUGUAUCAGGUCUGAAUCAGUCCCUGAUUACAGAGGAAGGAUGACAACUAGCCGUGCUGCUGAGAACAGCUGAUCUAUACGUACCUUCUAAUGAUCAGCUGAUCUACCUUAUCAUGCUCUAUGAUCAGCUGAUCUACCUUGUGAUGCUCUAUGAUCAGCUGAUCUACCUUGUGAUGCUCUAUGAUAAGCUGAUCUACCUUAUCAUGCUCUAUGAUAAGCUGAUCUACCUUGUCAUGCUCUAUGAUAAGCUGAUCUACCUUAUCAUGCUCUAUGAUAAGCUGAUCUACCUUGUGAUGCUCUAUGAUAAGCUGAUCUACCUUAUCAUGCUCUAUGAUAAGCUGAUCUACCUUGUCAUGCUCUAUGAUCAGCUGAUCUACCUUGUGAUGCUCUAUGAUCAGCUGAUCUACCUUGUCAUGCUCUAUGAUCAGCUGAUCUACCUUGUGAUGCUCUAUGAUAAGGGGUCUCCAACAGGUCAAUCUACCACUAGCUACCAGCCAACCUAUGAGUAGCUCGCCAAACUAUUCUGAAAGUACCGCAAGCUCUCAGCUACUAUCUAAUCACUGCAACAUUGACAUUAUCCCACCCCUGUUUAGCCACUAUUGAAUUAAAAAGUAUUGAUUAAAAAGCCAAACCUAA
Molecule: messenger RNA, 4143 nt
Organism: Coregonus clupeaformis (lake whitefish)
Lineage: Eukaryota; Metazoa; Chordata; Actinopteri; Salmoniformes; Salmonidae
Product: dihydrolipoyllysine-residue acetyltransferase component of pyruvate dehydrogenase complex, mitochondrial
Exons: 13
Biological process (GO): pyruvate decarboxylation to acetyl-CoA
Cellular component (GO): pyruvate dehydrogenase complex
Molecular function (GO): dihydrolipoyllysine-residue acetyltransferase activity
Source: RefSeq, a predicted model, not a curated record